AAAAAGUGCUGCAGGUAUUGGCCGAAAACGGCGUCGUUCCAUGACUCGUCUCCCUGCUUCGUUCAUAUCUCUAGGGUUUUGCUGCUCCGAAGGUCCAGAGUGGAGGGGAAAAAAAAAUUCCACAAAAGGAAUCAAAUCGAAAAUCCGAAACAUACCCACACAAAAACUCAACAUCCUCAUUCUCUCAGCUCUGUUUGGUUGCCCAGAAAAGUUUUCUCCGAAACCAAACAGUGGGUUAUGUCAUGCAUUUCUGUUGUUGCAAUCAAUCAAUAUGUGUGGGAUAGCUAUAUUGGGUCGAUACUCUGUUCUUGCUUUUCCUGGAAAUGAAUUUCUGUACAGUUGCUGUAGGAAAGCCUUCACAUGGGAUUUGCAACAGAAGAGGAUGCAGGGUUAUGCCACAUCGGGUUGCAUUAAGGAAGCUAUCGAGACUUUGAAUUUCAUGAGGAAUGUCCCUGGGAAACCGACUGUGUAUGAUUAUAAUGCUUUAAUACAUUGUUAUUCAAAAUCAAAACAUGUGUUGUUGGAAGAAUUGGUUGGUGUUUACGUUGCGAUGAAAAGGUUUGGGCCUUACCCAAAUGCAUCAACCUUCAAUACCCUUUUGAAUGGGAUGCUUUCGCACGGUAACAUUAAAGAUGUGUUUAUUAUUGCAGAGGAAAUGUGCACAAGUGGAUUUAUACCUUCAUUUAGUUUUUUGUCGAAAUUGUUGAAGAAGUCAUUAAAAUCUGGAUAUCUAAUUGAUGCACUUCGUGUAUUCAAGUUAAUGUUGAGACUGGACUAUUGUCCAGCUGAACCCAAUUUGAAUUUGUUGAUUGUUUGUCUUAGCAAAGCUGGGAUGAUUACCGAGGCAUUUUUUGUGUUCUCUGUUCUUCUUGAACGGGACUCUUUUCGAGGUGCUUAUAGUUAUAAUCCAAUAUUAUGGGCUCUGUGCAAGUCUGGUCAGAGCUAUACUGCCUUGGCAUUGUUUUAUUCUUUAAAGAAGAAGGGCCUUGCACACAAUGUGUGUUCAUAUACUGCUCUGGUUUAUGGGUUUAGUAGGGAAAGAUUAUGGGAAGAGGCUUUUCGUUGUUUAGCUGAAAUGCAAACUUGCAGCUGUAAGCCUAAUGUGAUAACAUACACUGCAGUUGUUAAGUUUCUUUGUGAUGAUGGGAAAAUUGAAGAGGCAUUAGGCCUUUUGGAUAAGAUGGAGAAGGAAGGAUGUGAUCCGGAUUUAGUCACAUACAACAUAAUUCUCCACAAACUUUGUCACCAAAGUAGGGUUGCUGAAAUUGGUGAGCUUGUUCGGGUUAUUGAUCAAAAGGGAUUAUAUCCUGAUCCAUUCACUCAUGCUGCUUUGGCUGGCGGCCUGUUAAAAGGGGGGAAAAUAGGGGUUGCCACUAAAUUCUUGCUUGACAUUAUUUCAAGGGGAUGCACUGUAGAUGUUGUAAUUUACAAUAUAUACUUUAAUAUUCUAUGUCACGAGAAUAGAUCAAGUGAAUCAUUAUCUCUGUUGAGGAGUAUGAUGGAAAUAGGUUUUAGACCAAAUAAUGUAUCAUAUAACACAAUUUUGAAAGGCUUUUGCAAGGACAACAUUGAUGAAGCUCUGGAACUUUUUGAUCAUAUAGAGUGGGGUGUGAAUGGACCUGACAUAGUUUCAUUCAAUACAAUUUUGUCUGCAGCCUGCAAACAAGGAAAUUCUCCAAUGAUUCGAAGGAUCUUUUAUCGGAUGGAGUAUGAAGGUAUUAAGCUUAAUGUAGUUAGUUCAACUUGUUUGAUUCAAUAUUUUUGCAUGGUUGGAAAGAUUCCGGAGAGCUUGAAGUUGCUGGAAGCUAUGACAUCAAAUGGUCCCAGUCCUACUAUAGUGACUUUUAAUACACUUAUGAGCAGCCUUUGCAAGAAUCAGCUACUUGGAAUUGCACUCCGGAUUUUCAAAUACUUGAAAGGAACUGGAUUAUUACCUGAUAUGAUAGCUUAUAAUAUUCUCAUACGUGCUUCCAUAAGAGAAGGCAAUGAUCAGCUGAUGGGUCAGUUGUUAAGAGAGAUGUCUAGCCUAAGUUUAAAACCAGAUGCUGUUACCUUCGGGUCCUUCAUUUAUGGCCUUUGCAAGGGAGGCAAGAUAUCAGAAGCCUUCCAGCUGCGGAACCAAAUGAUUGAGAAUGGGAUUACUCCAAGUAUUGCCAUUUACAAUACACUACUUGAGGCACUGUUAAAAAGAGGGAAGUUUUGGGACAUUAUCUUGUUAUUGAAAGAGAUGGUGAUGGAGGGGUGUGAACCUAAUGCAGUUUCUUUUGAGAUUCUAAGCCGAACAAUUACGAAAGGUUGGAUGAAGGGAUAUCCUAGGGCUACAAAGCUUCUGGAGUUUUUCAUGUCUGCUAAUGGUGAGAAGAGACACAUCAUGGACUGAGAUAACUAGUUGAUUCACUUGGAGAAUUGGAGACUGUGAUGGUUUCUUUAAUUAUCCGGUAUUGCAACCUGGAUCCUCUCACUCAAAUCCAAGCUUUGUCUUGAUUGAGGUUCAUUGCAGACAAAAUUCCAAACUUUGUGAAAGGACCUGCUGUUACUAUUCAUGGAGUGAAACUACAAUGCUGGUGUCACUAGAGAGCCAAUGGAUGAAUUUUAACUUAAUCCAACACAUUUUGCUAAAAAUUAGGUCUUGAGUGAUCCGCAAAAAAGGGCAAUUUACGAUCAGUAUGGUGAAGAAGGGUUGAAAGACAUGCCACUGCCUGGUUCUGGUGGCAGCAGUGGGUUCCCCGAUGGGUAUAAUCCUCAGAAUGCAGAGGACAUUUU
Messenger RNA from Camellia sinensis, 2763 nucleotides. Lineage: Eukaryota; Viridiplantae; Streptophyta; Magnoliopsida; Ericales; Theaceae. The record is from RefSeq and is a predicted model, not a curated record.